Messenger RNA from Spodoptera littoralis (African cotton leafworm), 1995 nucleotides. NCBI's taxonomy places the organism in Eukaryota, Metazoa, Arthropoda, Insecta, Lepidoptera, Noctuidae. The record is from the annotation of a GenBank genome assembly.
AUGUCCAAGUCCAAUGAAACUGAGAAUUAUGAGAGAGAGAAUAAAGGCGACGGAGAUGGCGACGGCGGCACCCAAAUUGGUAUAGGUCUGUGGCGUUAUUUCAAGAAAAGUGACAAAGGUGGCAAAUGUCUUAUGUGUUCAGAUGAACUAAAAAUUAGUCAACGUUCUACCAAAGGCUUAAAAAUACAUUUAAAGACUAAACACAAUAUCGAUAUUAAUUCUCGAAACGAUGAGACUGGAGAAACAUCCUUACCAGUUGUACCAAAGAAGAAACCCAAAACUUUGGACAGUUUUGUUAUCAAAGAUAACUCCAUGAACAAAACGAUCUCUAGAAUGGUAUGUAAAGACGGAUUCACCUUAAGUUCCUUUUGCACAUCUUCAGAUUUAAGACAUUUAUUUUCUAAAAGCGGACACAAAUUACCUAACUCGCCAAAUACGAUAAGAUCUAUCGUAACAAACUUUAGCAACACAGUCAAAGCUGACAUGAUUAUAGAAUUUGAACGUCUCAAGAAAGGAAAACAUAGAUUUUCACUCACAUUUGACGAAUGGACGUCACAAAAAAAUCAUCGAUACUUAAAUAUCAACGUUCACCAGAAAGAAAAUCAUUUUAAUCUGGGUUUGGUACGUAUACAAGGCUCGGCUACCGCAGAACAUUGCAUUAGCUUAGUAAAAGAACGCCUAGCGAGUUUUGGUCUAGACUUAGACACAGAUAUUAUUGCAUGCACAACGGACGGCGCUAGUGUGAUGGUGAAAGUUGGCAAGCUUUUGCGAUGUUCCCAGCAGCUUUGUUUUGCACACGCCUUGCAGCUAGUGGUAGUUGAUACACUGUAUAAGAAAAGCAAUUCACCAAUACCAGAAUGCCUAGCAGCCUCAAUUGCGACGGAAACUGAUAUUUCUGAUAAUGAUGACGACGAUGAUAUGGACGCGAAUGAACAGGGCGUAACUGUAAAUAUAAAUUCACCAUUAACACCACUUGAAAUGACUUCUACAUACGACAGUUUAUUGAAGAAAGUGCGAAAAGUGGUCAAGAUAUUUAAACGAUCACCAACUAAAAAUGACCUCUUUUUACAAAAAUAUGUAAAAGAACAAGAAGGCCCUAAAAAAGAAUUGGCAUUGAUAUUAGACUGCCGGACUCGCUGGAAUAGUCUUUUAAAUAUGUUAGAACGAUUCUAUAACUUAAAGAAUUGUAUCGAUAAGGCAUUAAUAGAUAUUGAAUCUGAAAUUAAAUUCAGCGAUAACGAGUGGUUCAAAAUCAAUGAUCUCAUUGCCAGCUUGCAGCCUUUUAAAUUGGGAGUUGAGGCACUGUGUAGACGAGAAUCAACGCUUAUAACUGCGGACACAACAUUUCAAUUUAUUUUGGAUAAAUUGCAACAAAAAAAUACGGUGUUGAGUAACCAGUUAACUCAGAGUCUACAUGAACGUAUUAAAGAACGCCGCACUAACUUGACAGGAAUUUUAAUUUAUUUACAAAAUCCGAAAAAGUACGACCAAGAAGCUAAAAAUACAGAUCGUAAUCAAACAUUCUUCAUGCCAAAAAAAGCUGCAAUACGCCAAGAAAUAAUCAAAAUAAUAGAGAGAGUCAGUACUGUUGAAGACGAUGAAAUGUAUGCAGGUGACGUCUUCGAAAAUACAUCUGUAGCUGGUACAUCCGUUACUGUAACUGACACGGCUUCUACACUUACGCUAAAAGAAGAAUUAGAAAAACAACUCCAACAAGAAAAAGAAAUAUUUAAGAAAAUACCAGACAAUAAGCAAAAGGAUUAUGAAAAAAAUUUGAAGAAAGAAAUGGCAUGUUUCGAGUCCGAUGGUAUCAGAGGAGAGUACCUGACGCUCGCCUAUGAAUAUAUCAUGACUGUUCAGCCCACUAGCGUUGAAGCCGAGAGAGCGUUUUCGGCAUCAGGAUAUAUUUGUAGUUCACUUAGAAGCAGGCUUGGAGAUAGUACUAUAAAUGACAUUUGCUUUUUAAGAGCGUAUUUUCAAAAGUCACAGUCGUAA